This is a messenger RNA of Grus americana (Whooping crane), 1066 nucleotides long. RefSeq names its product activator of basal transcription 1 (gene ABT1). Gene Ontology annotation, biological process: endonucleolytic cleavage in 5'-ETS of tricistronic rRNA transcript (SSU-rRNA, 5.8S rRNA, LSU-rRNA); endonucleolytic cleavage in ITS1 to separate SSU-rRNA from 5.8S rRNA and LSU-rRNA from tricistronic rRNA transcript (SSU-rRNA, 5.8S rRNA, LSU-rRNA); endonucleolytic cleavage to generate mature 5'-end of SSU-rRNA from (SSU-rRNA, 5.8S rRNA, LSU-rRNA). The transcript is spliced from 4 exons. Gene Ontology annotation, cellular component: nucleolus. NCBI's taxonomy places the organism in Eukaryota, Metazoa, Chordata, Aves, Gruiformes, Gruidae. Gene Ontology annotation, molecular function: RNA binding. The coding region runs from base 27 to 809 and encodes 260 amino acids. The record is from RefSeq and is a predicted model, not a curated record.
CGAAGCCGGCGAUCCUGUCACACGCCAUGGCCGCAGCUGAGCGGGACCCUCCCCAGGAAGAAGAAGAAAGGGAGGAAGAGGAAGAGGAAGAGGAAGGAGAGGGGGGGCCCGAAGGCUCCCGGCCCCGCCCCCCAAAGUUGGGGAGUCCCCCCGAGGGAGAUGGGUGCCCCCCGCCGAAGCGGGUGGUACCGGGGGUGCUCUACCUCUCCUUCAUCCCCCCGGGGUUCGGCCCCCGCCAGGCCCGGGCGCUGCUGGGCACCCACGGGGAGCUGGGGCGCGUCUUCUUCCAGCCGCAGGACGGCCGGGUGAGGAAGCGCCGGCGCCGCCCGGCUCCUUCCUCCUCCUCCUCUUCCUCCUUCGCGGAAGCCUGGGUGGAAUUCCGGGACAAACGAGCGGCCAAACGAGCGGCCGCCAUCUUACACGGCACCCCCAUGGCGCCCCGCCCCCGCAGCCCCUUCCGGCACCAUCGCUGGAGCCUCAAGUACCUCCCCGGUUUCCGCUGGCCGCACCUCAGCGAGCGCCUGGCCUACGAGCGACACGUGCGGGGCCAGCGCCUGCGGGCCGAGGUGGCCCAGGCCAAGCGGGAGGGCAACUUCUUCACCCGCCGCGCCCCCCAAAAAAGAGGGGACCCCCCCCCGCCCCCCCGCACCUGGGGUUUCGCCCAACGCCCCACCGAGACGGAGAUUUGGGGGCGCAAAACGCGGCCCCCUCCCCCCGCGCCUCCUCGCCGGCUGCUGGAGAAAGUUUUUGGGGGGGGCGACCCUUCGCCCCGAACCCCCCCUCCCCAAAAUCCCCGCGUUUCUCCUUAAAACUUUUUAUUACGUUAAAAAAAAUAUGUUCCUCGCGGGCUCUUUAAUUCGGGGGGGGGGGGAAGGGGCGGGGCUAGAGGGGGAGGGGGCGUGGCCUCGGGAAGGGGGCGUGGCCUCGGGGUGGGCGGGGCUAUGGCUUGGGCACGAAGCUCCCUGAAGGUUUAAGGGGUGGGCGUGGCCUGGAGGGGUGGGCGUGGCUUCCGCUCCCACGUGACCCGUUUAAUGCGCGCAUGCGCCGUUCCACACCCCCCCCCGUG